Rubroshorea leprosula is the source of this 2701-nucleotide messenger RNA. NCBI's taxonomy places the organism in Eukaryota, Viridiplantae, Streptophyta, Magnoliopsida, Malvales, Dipterocarpaceae. The record is from the annotation of a GenBank genome assembly.
CAGUGGUAGAGAGAUUCAGUCCUCAGAUGAUCGCAUUGGGGGAGCUUGAAUUUAGAAAGGCCUUCCUCAUUCUUAAUUACAUUGGCUCGAAGAAACUGGAAGAAGCUAUACCUUCUGCUGAUUGGAUUAGGAACCUCAAAGAUUUGGCAAUGGUGGAAUUUGAGUCAGAGUAUCUUAGCUGGGAUUGUGCAAGGACUAAUUUGUACCAUUGUCAUGUCUCCCUGGAUGGAAAUCUCAGAUUUGAGGGCCCUUAUCUUGAUAAAACAAGAACUCAUCUACAGAGGGUUUUAGGGGAUGAUAACGUUCUCACAGUAAAGUUUGCAGAAGAUGGUUAUGAUUGGAAAAGCCUUCCAAGGAGUCAUUACCCCCCUGCAUACAUCAAAAUAUUAAAAGAAGGAAUCCCUGUUGGGCUGAGAAGAUAUCACUUUUUCAUGUUUAAAGAUGGAGGCAAAGAAGCCAAGAAGAAAGAACAAAAUAUCUCCUCUGUUAAGUGCAUAUUUGUUCGUAUGGAGUCUAAAGCGUCUCUUGAUGAAAAUCAAGAAUAUUUAUUAUCUGGAAAAACUAUUAAAGAGGCUAGAAGUAUGUUCAUGCAUGUCCAUACUCUACCAAAUGUGACCCAGUAUAUGGCCAGGUUAUCACUUAUCUUGUCUAAAUCGGUUGAGCUGGAAAUUGAUUUAGCAGAUGUAACUGUUCAGAGGAUAGCUGAUAUACCUUGCCUGGAUGAAAAUGGUAAUUGUGUUUAUGAUAAAGAUGGAAACCUGUGCAUACACACUGAUGGGACAGGUUUUAUAUCUGAGGAUUUAGCUUUAAAAUGCCUAAAGAAUGUUAUCCAUGGAAGUUAUCACAACAAGGAGAAUACUGAGGUGACAUCCUCAAACAUGCUCUGUCCAGAUGCUCAAUUUAUGGAACCACCUUUGCUGAUUCAGUGCCGCCUCUUUCACAAUGGUUCUGCUGCAAAGGGAACUUUACUUCUUAAUAAAAAGCUCCCUCGAGGAACCAUUCAGCUACGAGACUCAAUGAUUAAAGUUCAUCCAGAUCCAAAAUCAAGUAUUUCCACAAAUAAUUCAUUGGAAGUAGUUGCAACCAGUAAACGGCCUCGAAGAGCAUCUCUCUCAAGGAAUUUAAUUGCACUUCUUAGCUGUGGAGGUGUGCCAGAAGACUUUUUCAUGGACGUGUUGAAGAAUGCACUAGAAGAUGCACAGAGUGCUUUCUCCAAUAGGCGUGCAGCACUCAGAGUUUCCCUCAAUUGUGGCUCAAUGGAUGAUCUCAGCGCAGCAAGAAUGAUUUUAUCUGGAAUUCCACUAGAUGAAACAUCUGUACAGAAUGAAUCAUUUGUAACGUCCAAGGAAGAAAAAAAAGGCCUUAAGGGAGGAAAGAUCCCAGUAAAUGAUUGUUAUUACUUAAUGGGAACAGCUGACCCUACUGGUAUCUUGGAAAAGGGUGAAGUAUGCAUUAUCUUGGACAAUGGGCAGAUUUCAGGGAAAGUACUAGUAUACCGUCAUCCUGGUUUGCAUUUUGGAGAUAUUCAUCUCCUAAAUGCUAGAUAUGUGAAAGAAUUGGAAGAUUUUGUUGGACAGGCAAAAUUUGCUAUAUUCUUCCCCUGCAAAGGGCCACGGUCUCUGUCUGAUCAGAUGGCUGGUGGGGAUCUUGAUGGAGACAUGUAUUUUGUAUCCAGAAAUUCCCAGUUAUUACAUUAUUUUGAGGAGAGUAGUGAACGUUGGGCAUCCAAAUCUUCACCAUUGAGUGUCUCCAAUAAAAAGCUAGGUGAACUUUCAGAUGGUGAGUUGGAGGAAGAGCUGCACCAACUGUUCUUAAGAUCUACAUUUCAGCCACGUUCCAGUAUUGGUGUGGCAGCUCAUAGUUGGAUGGCAAUGAUGGAUAGGUAUCUUACACUGGAAGAUGGUGACCCUACAGAGAAAGCUCAUCUGAAGGAAAACAUCCUUCGCUUAAUUGAUAUCUACUAUGAUGCCUUAGAUGCACCCAAAAAGAGUGGAGAACAGAUUGAAGUUCCUGAAGAACUAAGGGUAAAAGUGUUUCCACACUAUAUGGUGAAGAAAAAGAACUCUUACAAAUCGACAUCAAUUUUGGGGAAAAUAUUUGAUUUUGUAGAAUCAUAUGGAGAAGAAAAAUUCUCACAGAAAGAAAUUCAAAAGCUUCCCUGUCUCAAGAUGCACCCCAGAAGUGGAGGCAUUGAAAGUGAAGUGGAAGGAACUGCACGAGAAACACCGGAAAGAUAUGAGCAAUGCUUUAAACCACAAUGGAAAAGAAAGGAAUGAGGCUGCUAACGAGGUCAUAAACUAUAAGCAGCUACCAUAUGGUGCUGCAGAGUUUGAGAGUAAAAGGCCUCUAAGAGAAAUCUAUGACGAGGCUGUAGCCAUUUAGCAUGUUACAUAUGACUAUGCCAUGGAAAAGAGAGAUGUGAAUCAAUGUGGCUUUGCCUGGAAGAUUGCUGGUUCGGCUCUUUCCAAACUAUAUACUUCUGAGUUGGGUGAAGAGCCCUUCCAUUGCGUACCAUCAGUUCUUAAGGAGUUGUUCAGUUGAAGAGCUAUGGUGUAAAGCUUAUGUCUGAUAGAAAUCGAAAAAGAAGGAGAAAUAUUUGAAGAAAAGUUUAUUAUUUUCUUGAAUGAUACUGUAUGCACAAUAACUUAUAUAUAGGAGUUUACAAAGAGAAUAUUUUGAGGUAUAAAGUAUAUAAACAGAA